Pelobates cultripes (western spadefoot toad) is the source of this 321-nucleotide messenger RNA. The record is from the annotation of a GenBank genome assembly. Lineage: Eukaryota; Metazoa; Chordata; Amphibia; Anura; Pelobatidae.
GAGAAUCUGUGUACGGACUCCAUUUCUCAGGGGACCGUUUCUCCUGCACAGCCUUCGCGCCCUUUUUCGUCACUCUCUUCCCGCCUAAUGACCGCGCCGCCCACUUUUACUCGCGGCGGCCAUUUUCUAAUCGCGGCCCCUGACCGGAUUAUUCACUCUGUGGGCACUACUACAAUCCUCUACAGGAAGGUAAGUUAAUUAUUAUUUGGCCCAUACAUUAAAGUCUUGCCACUGAAGAUCAGAAUACUGAUCAUAAUUUCUUCUUUCACCUUGCAGAUUUUUGCUGCUAGCCAAGUCCUGCCUGCUAAACUGUUUGGGUGA